This is a messenger RNA of Sorex fumeus (smoky shrew), 1837 nucleotides long. RefSeq names its product phospholipid phosphatase related 2 (gene PLPPR2). Gene Ontology annotation, biological process: phospholipid dephosphorylation; phospholipid metabolic process; signal transduction. The coding region runs from base 353 to 1711 and encodes 452 amino acids. The transcript is spliced from 10 exons. NCBI's taxonomy places the organism in Eukaryota, Metazoa, Chordata, Mammalia, Eulipotyphla, Soricidae. The record is from RefSeq and is a predicted model, not a curated record. Gene Ontology annotation, molecular function: phosphatidate phosphatase activity.
CCUCGCUCGGCCGCGGAGUCUGCGCGCGGCGGCCCGGCCGGGUCGAGCGCUUCUCCAUCCCUGCAUCCGCGGGGGCCGCGGUCCGUCAGUCUGUCUGUCCCGCGGCGCCGGGUCGUCUAGGGAAGAUCGGGGACCCAGGCAGCGACUGCCUCGACCCGGUCACACCACGGAGCACGACGCGUGGAGGGGGCAUCUGGCCCCGAAUGCCUGCCCUCACCUCCCUGGACCUCAGUUUCCAUAUCUGUGCCAUGGGCGGGACCACCCCUGCCAUGCUGGUGCAGGCCACUGGGUGCAGCUGUGAGGUGGCCGACGGGAGGCCAUAAGACCUUGCCCAGCAGGCCUGACCUUCACCAUGGCAGGAGGGAGACCUCAGCUGAAGAGGAGCUUCUCCAUCAUUCCUUGCUUCGUCUUCGUGGAGUCGGUGCUGUUGGGUGUGGUGGUCCUGCUCGCUUACCGCCUGGAGUUCACGGACACGUUCCCCGUGCACACCCAAGGGUUCUUCUGCUAUGACAGCACCUACGCUAAGCCCUACCCUGGGCCCGAGGCUGCCAGCCGAGCGCCACCUGCACUUAUCUACACCCUGGUCACCGCGGGGCCCACCCUCACAAUCCUGCUGGCAGAGCUGGCCCGUGCCUUUUUCCCUGCACCCCCCUCGGCCAUACCCGUCAUCAGAGAGAACACCAUCGUUUCGGGGGCCUGUUGUCGCUUCACCCCCCCACUGCGGAGGCUGGUGCGAUUUCUGGGAGUCUACUCCUUCGGCCUCUUCACCACGACCAUCUUCGCCAAUGCAGGCCAGGUGGUGACCGGCAACCCCACGCCGCACUUCCUGUCCGUGUGUCGCCCCAACUACACAGCCCUUGGCUGCCUGCCGCCCUCACCCGACCGGCCUGGGCCCGACCGCUUUGUCACAGAUCAGGGGGCCUGCGCCGGCAGCCCCAGCCUGGUGGCUGCCGCGCGCCGCGCCUUCCCCUGCAAGGACGCAGCCCUGUGUGCCUACGCGGUCACCUACACGGCGAUGUACGUGACCCUCGUGUUCCGCGUGAAGGGCUCUCGCCUGGUCAAACCCUCGCUCUGCCUAGCCCUGCUGUGCCCCGCCUUCCUGGUGGGCGUGGUCCGCGUGGCCGAGUACCGCAACCACUGGUCAGAUGUGCUGGCCGGCUUCCUGACUGGGGCGGCCAUCGCCACCUUUCUGGUCACCUGUGUCGUACACAACUUCCAGAGCCGUCCACCCUCUGGCCAAAGGCUCUCCCCCUGGGGGGACCUGGGCCCAGCCCCCACUGUGGACAGCCCCCUCGAAAAGUUAAGUGUAGCCCAGGAACCCGAGACGAGUAAGCCGCCUGCGACACCUGCACGGCUCACCCCAUCCAAGCCGCAGAACUGUGCCCGCCGUGGCCACCUGAUCCCCAGCUGCGUGUCUUCGCGGGCUCCUGCGAUGUGCUCGUCGCCACGUGUGCCCCGCCCGCGGUUGCGGUCCGAACCCUCGCCCCUCCCGCUGCCCAUGCCCCUGCCUGCACCGCCCCCCAGCCAGGGCCCUUCGCCCUCCUCGCCUGGGCCUGGGGGGCCGGGUGGGGGCGGCGGGCGUGGCCGGAAGCUGCUGCUGCCCACGCCCCUGCUGAGGGACCUCUACACCCUUAGCGGACUCUACCCCUCGCCCUUCCACCGGGACAACUUCAGCCCUUACCUGUUUGCCAGCCGUGACCACCUGCUGUGAGGCCCAGUCACACCCCCCCACGCCCUGCACCCCAAUCUGCACAGUCCCCUUUUCCUCCCCUGCCACGCGCGUGCGUGUGUGUUCCGUGUGCGUGCCAAAUCCCACGCCCGCCUCCCCGCCCGGGCA